Molecule: messenger RNA, 614 nt
Organism: Camellia sinensis
Lineage: Eukaryota; Viridiplantae; Streptophyta; Magnoliopsida; Ericales; Theaceae
Source: RefSeq, a predicted model, not a curated record
GAUGCAGAGGCUUAUGCUCACCUUUUAAAUGUUCUUGCCCCUGAGCAUAGUAAUACAUCUACAUUGGCUGCUAAAGAUCCUUUAGAAAGAGCCAAGUUAGUUCUUGAACAUGCCGAUAAAAUGGGUUGCAGGAGAUACUUAACUGCAAGAGAUAUCGUGGAAGGUUCUCCGAGCAUAGGCUUGACUGGACUAUUCUGCCCAUUUGUGUUAUUUGGACGUAACGUUGAAAACUUGAACGCUGAUAUCUCUCAAAGGGCUGCCUGUGUUGGUCAUAUCAUAUGUGUCGAAGGUGGUAUGACAUUUGCUGCAUUUACAUCAGUUCUUAAUGGCAUUGAUCCGCAGACAUUAUUUCUCAUUUAUGAGGGUCUGUUCUUUGCUUGGUGGAUGUGUGGAAUCUAUACCAGAAUGGCUCGGCAAUCAUUGCAAAGAAAGUAUCAUCUAAAGGUGAUCUGAAUUGCAUUAUUAAAGGCUUAUUACUUAAAUUUUUUUUUUUUUUUUAAGACUUGAAUUUUUUAGUACAGUGUAUUUAAGGAUGGAUAAUGGAUAAUGUCUAUUAUAAAUUUAAUUAAUUUGUUAAUUUUGUUAUUUUUCAUUAAUAAAAAAUUGUUUGGUGC